Styela clava is the source of this 1183-nucleotide messenger RNA. RefSeq lists its product as uncharacterized. NCBI's taxonomy places the organism in Eukaryota, Metazoa, Chordata, Ascidiacea, Stolidobranchia, Styelidae. The record is from RefSeq and is a predicted model, not a curated record.
AUAUAUUUUCAGAAAAAUAAAUAUAUGAUAUGUGUAUUACAUAAUCUAGAAAUUGCUAGCUCUAUGGUCGUGAACAUUGUAUCUAUGGGAAGAUUUUGAUUUUAGGAUGAAUAAACGAAAACAAACGUUGAAAAGAAUAAGUCAAAUAGUUAAUUUACGAAUAGAAAAGAACUGACAAAUACAAAAGAAAUUUGACAUUAUUGCAAUGGCAAAAGGAUUUGUUGACGAUACGCAGUCCAGGAAUCCAAACGAGGAAACACAAAGGACAAAGUAUUCCGUAGCCCUUAGGAUAAAUUGGAUAGGAUUUAUUACUGGAAGUUCAGGGCAUUUCUAUGUUUCUCUCUUCCACUUGAAGUUAUUUUCGAAUCAAAUAAGUGAAACGGAUUUCUACAGGCAGUCAAACAUCGUGAAUAUCAUAGAAUUGCCGUCAAAUGCCACCAAAACAACUUCAUCAGCACCCAAGCCAGUAACCUGUAUAUCGUGUGGAGUUCGUCCAGCUAAGGCUUCAUUUCUCUGCUGCUAUUCAUCUCCAGUUUUGUGCCUUGAUUGCGAAAGAAAUGUUCAAACCUGCCCAAACUGUAGAAUCGAUUAUACUCAAAGCAAUGGCGUAUGAAAAUUAACUGUCGUUCUUACAAAAAAGUAUUUGGAAAAAUUUAUCCGCAAUUUACGACAAUUUAUGAACAUUAAUAUACACUGGAUAAAAUAUUCUAUACCGGUACUUCGUGUUGGUGACGUUGUAUACCAAAACUGCAAGAAUGCAACAACAAUGACGGUAACAUUUCUAGUUGAGUGUGAACUUCCAGUUACAAUAAGACAAAGAAAGAUUUAGGCUUAUGUGUAUUUUAAAUGAUUACGUUGUGCUGAAGGGCUCGCAGUUAUUUGAAAAGGUAUAAAAUUGGAUACAUAAUACCAUUUUCGCACGAAGUUUAAAACAUGGCAAUAUUGAUUACAGUUAUAUUGUAUAUAUCAAUCUAUUUUCUCAUAUCGCAUAAAAAUUUAUUUUUAUUAAAUUUUCAUUUUCUCUCGACUUCAAUUAUGUACAAUCUAUGUUUGUAUUAAAUAUAUUAGUUUAUGUUUAUUCAAAUUAUAUUGACUUCACUUUAAUAAAUUAUUUAAAGUUUACAUUUUUUCCCGACAGACAGAGCUCGGGGAAUCGAAUGUGACCUAUACAAUAUAUAUUAUA